Messenger RNA from Colletotrichum godetiae, 1774 nucleotides. RefSeq lists its product as uncharacterized. Lineage: Eukaryota; Fungi; Ascomycota; Sordariomycetes; Glomerellales; Glomerellaceae. The record is from RefSeq and is a predicted model, not a curated record. Bases 98 to 1657 code for a protein of 519 amino acids. The transcript has a single exon.
CACCUAAGUAGAAGAUCGCAAAUCACCAUGGAGCAGAGGCCUCAGACGCAUUAGUAGAUGGGCGAUAUUCGGCGCAUACCUCUUCACAGCUCAAGAAAUGAACACUUUGCGACGGCAAUGGUCUCCUUCGAGGCCUCGUGCCGGAUGUUGCGAGCUACGCGAAGGCGAAUAUUCCAUGAAUCGAGACUGUCAGGUCGAUAGACUGGUGACAAAAGGUACCAUUGAUGGACAUCACGUCGAAGCCAUGCCAGACACCGGCGCUGGAUGCAACUUGGCAUCCGCAUCGCUGGCUUCACGGCUCGGUCAUGUCAUUUCGAUUGCAAGCCAAGACGAAGGCGGCUCACAGCGGAUUCAGAUGGCCAACGGCAAAUUUUUGAAGACUCUCGGCUCAUUCGAAGCCGUUUGGAGGUUCGCAGACAGCCCGGACCGGGGCUGGACGAUCUCGGUCCACGUUCUCGAGAAUUGUGUCUACGACCUCGUCCUGGGCUCCGACUUCCUCAGGACCUCGGAGACGAUGCGCAAACACCCACAGCGUCUCGAGCUUGUUCACCACUCGCCACGGACCAUAGAUUGGCAACCUGUGAUCUCCAUCAAUAGCCUAGGACCGGUCCGCCAGCACAUCAUGGGCCAUUUCGAUGGCGACAGGGUGGAGGCGCUGCCAGAUUCGGGCUCCGAGUCCAACCUCGUUUCCUUUGAGUACGUCGCCAGGCGAGGCCUGUACGGAUCCGUGGAUCACACCAAUACCCGCGUGGUUCAGUUCGCCGAUGGCACCACGCGGCGUACCAUGGGCUCGAUGACGGCGAGGUGGGAGUAUGAUUCGGAGGGCCGCAGAGAAGCAAGGUCGAAAGCAGAAGAGGAAGAAGGGGGCUUUGAAGUCGAGUUCCAUGUUCUUCACGGGUGUACGUACGACGUCAUCGUCGGCUACGAUCUUCUCCAAGAAACGCGCGCGUUUGCGAUCCACGAGGAUGCCUUUGUGGAUGUUGAGCCUCAUUCUCACACAUCCGGGCUCAACUUGGUAACGUGGCUUCCGAGAAUACGUAGAGAGCCGAACUACAAAGAAAGAGAAGAGAUACAGGCCGCUGCUUCCAUUAAUAUUCAGGGACAAGAGGGCCAGCAGCAAGCUCAAGCGACGUCUCCGGGUACCGGGACGCAGUCAGUCGGUCUAUCGGAAGCGAGGCGACCGCCGGCAGCAGCGAGCUUGCCGACGCACGCGGUUUCUCACUUCAACUACAGUAACAGUAACAGCAGCACCUCUGAAGACCGAGCUCAGGUUCUUAGAGCCGAACUCGAGCGUCGAGCAGUCAUGGACCGGAAGCUAGCGCGGAUGCCGCAAGGCCCCGACAAGGUGUCAGCUUCGGUGGCAGAGAGAGAGCAGCGUCGUCAGUUUGAAGCCAUAUGGUGCCCGCUGACCAAAUGGGACAGCGACUUUGAUGACGGCGACGUUUUGAGAACGGGUAGGGACGAAUCGAAUACCACGACCGCCGUCCGCGUGCCAGCGACCAGUAGGGAGUCUCCUACCCGGAGAGGGCGGUUGAGAGUGGAUAGCAGCUCGCGUGACGGUGCAGGGCAGCAGAGGAGGCGGAAUUUGAUGUCGCGAAUCUGGGGCGGCGGUGUUGAGUCGGGGGUUUCGACGGACAGAUUUUCGAGUAUCCUCUAGCCUCUCGUGUUAUUCGCUUACGACUUACAUUUGAGUACAGAGCAGAAGGGAUGCGUUAAUGAUAGCGGGUUCUAACGGCGAGCUUGAUGUGUUUCUUCAACAUUGUCGAGCAUCAAU